GGUGAAUGAGUAGUUUUGAAAAUGAUAAAGUAAAGCUACCAUCUUUGGGCCUCUCAGGGGGAAAUACAUUAAGAAGGCAGCUGGACAAAGACCAGUCUCCCAGAAUUGCCCAGGCUAUCCUCUGACUUUCAAUUCUCAAGCUUGCAAUCCUCCUGCCUCUGCAUCCCACAGUGCUAGGAUUACAGCAAUGCAGCAAGUCUUGGAAAACCUUACAGAGCUGCCCUCAUCUACAGGAGCAGAAGAAAUAGACCUAAUCUUCCUCAAGGGAAUUAUGGAAAAUCCUAUUGUGAAAUCACUUGCUAAGGCUCACGAGAGGCUUGAAGAUUCAAAAUUAGAAGCUGUCAGUGACAAUAAUUUGGAAUUAGUCAAUGAAAUUCUUGAAGAUAUCACACCCCUAAUAAAUGUGGAUGAAAAUGUGGCAGAAUUGGUUGGUAUACUCAAGGAACCUCACUUCCAGUCACUCUUGGAAGCACAUGAUAUUGUGGCAUCAAAGUGUUACGAUUCACCUCCAUCAAGCCCAGAAAUGAAUAAUUCUAUCAAUAAUCAGUUAUUACCAGUAGAUGCCAUUCGUAUUCUUGGUAUUCACAAAAGAGCUGGGGAGCCAUUGGGUGUAACAUUUAGAGUUGAAAAUAAUGAUCUGGUAAUUGCCCGAAUCCUUCAUGGAGGGAUGAUAGACCGACAAGGUCUACUUCAUGUUGGUGAUAUCAUUAAAGAAGUCAAUGGCCAUGAGGUUGGAAACAAUCCAAAGGAAUUACAAGAAUUACUGAAAAAUAUUAGUGGAAGUGUCACUCUGAAAAUCUUACCAAGUUACAGAGAUACCAUUACUCCUCAACAGGUAUUUGUGAAGUGUCAUUUUGAUUAUAAUCCAUACAAUGAUAAUCUGAUUCCCUGCAAAGAAGCAGGACUGAAGUUUUCCAAGGGAGAAAUUCUUCAGAUUGUAAACAGAGAAGAUCCAAAUUGGUGGCAGGCUAGCCAUGUGAAAGAGGGAGGAAGUGCUGGUCUCAUUCCAAGUCAGUUCCUGGAAGAGAAGAGAAAAGCAUUUGUUAGAAGAGACUGGGACAAUUCAGGCCCUUUUUGUGGAACUAUAAGUAGCAAAAAAAAGAAAAAGAUGAUGUAUCUCACAACCAGAAAUGCAGAAUUUGAUCGUCAUGAAAUCCAGAUAUAUGAAGAGGUAGCCAAAAUGCCCCCCUUCCAGAGAAAAACAUUAGUAUUGAUAGGAGCUCAAGGUGUGGGCCGAAGAAGCUUGAAAAACAGAUUCAUAGUAUUGAAUCCCACUAGAUUUGGAACUACUGUACCAUUUACUUCACGGAAACCAAGGGAAGAUGAAAAAGAUGGCCAGGCAUAUAAAUUUGUGUCACGAUCAGAGAUGGAAGCAGACAUUAAAGCUGGAAAGUAUUUGGAACAUGGGGAAUAUGAAGGAAAUCUCUAUGGAACUAAGAUUGACUCUAUUCUUGAAGUUGUCCAAACUGGACGAACUUGUAUUUUGGAUGUCAACCCACAAGCACUGAAGGUGUUGAGGACAUCUGAAUUCAUGCCAUAUGUGGUGUUUAUUGCUGCUCCAGAGCUAGAGACAUUACGUGCCAUGCACAAGGCUGUGGUGGAUGCAGGAAUCACUACCAAGCUUUUGACGGAUUCUGACUUGAAGAAAACAGUGGAUGAAAGUGCACGGAUUCAGAGAGCAUACAACCACUAUUUUGAUUUGAUCAUCAUAAACGACAAUCUAGACAAAGCCUUUGAGAAACUACAAACUGCCAUAGAGAAACUGAGGAUGGAACCACAGUGGGUCCCCAUCAGCUGGGUUUACUGAUGAUUCAAUAAGGUUAACAAAACUUUUCAAAAGCAACUCAAUAAAUCUUCUACUGAGAAAAUACAUGCACAGAUAGAAGAUACCUGCCAAGUCCAGGCAUUUUUAUUGUGUAGAUUAAAAUAACAGUACACUAUUCUAAAUUUUUAUAUAAAAUAUGGUUGAGAAGGUAUAUAUAAUUUAUCUUAAUUUUUCUAACUUUUUAUGAAUAAUCUUUCUAUUCAUACCACAUAAAGAAAUGCGUUGAAGCAUUUUGUAUAUGUUUUGAUUUGGUACUCUUGCCUUUUUCAUCAAAAGAAUUUUCAAAUCAUUCACUUUAACAUGAUCUCACAUUUUCACUGUGAUACUGAAUACUUGAAAUAGUUUUAUAAAGCUGUCAUUUAGUUCAGUAUUUAGUGAUGGGUCAGUUACUCUUAUUAGAAGAAAACAGUAGUAUUGGCCUUCCUUCUUAAUCGAAUUUCUUACAGAAGCAGAAUUUUAAUGUCAGUGCUACAAGUGUACUACCAUCUAAACCUGACAUCAAAAAUCUGUUGAGUGCCACUUUUUUCCUUUCAGAGAUGUAUGGCUAUCCAUUCUAGUUUACGCAGAUAAUUAUUUUUCCCUUUGUUUCUAUCUUUAGUGGAAAAAAAAAAAAAGAGCAAUACCUCGCACUCUCUUUUGAAGUUAUUCUUUUUGUUUCUUGCAGUGAAAUGUGGUUGCUAAUUUGACAUGUACACAUUAAGGUCAGGCUGGAAGCAAGGUCAUGCAGACUGAGAGAGUGCCUUAUUCUGUAAAAACCUUACAUGAAGUGACUCUUGAAGAAAGUUUUAUUUUCACAUGUAAAAAUUUGAAACUAACAAUGUAGAGAUUUUUUUUAAGGAUAUGGUCAGCAAAAGUAUCAUGCCUCUGCAAAUUUGUCUUGUUAGAGAUGCCUUUAAGUUUACAGUUGGAGUUUUUGUGAAUGAUUGAUAUGCUUUUUGAACAGUGAUGUAAUUGUUAGGGUAUGUGUUCUAUUUGUUGUGAUGAAAACCAAAUCAUUUGAACAAAAUUUGGAAAUGAUUGUCACCUGUU
This is a messenger RNA of Octodon degus (degu), 2854 nucleotides long. RefSeq names its product membrane palmitoylated protein 6 (gene Pals2). The coding region runs from base 188 to 1807 and encodes 539 amino acids. Gene Ontology annotation, molecular function: protein binding. Gene Ontology annotation, cellular component: plasma membrane; cell-cell junction. NCBI's taxonomy places the organism in Eukaryota, Metazoa, Chordata, Mammalia, Rodentia, Octodontidae. The transcript is spliced from 13 exons. The record is from RefSeq and is a predicted model, not a curated record.